AUGUAUAGUCUGAUUGGGUCUGAAAUGAAAAUAUGUGCAAAUAGAGGGCCAAGAUUGAAACUUGAAAACAGUAAACAUCUUCACUUGUGAACAGCCCAGCUGGAAAAACAAACAAAGACAUCAAGAAAUCAAGAAAUUGAUUUGGGUUAAAGGUGGGAUCUUUCAGCAUUUUGACUCAUUUUUCAUGGAUUUGUUUCGUAUGCUGUGAUUUGUUUCUGGGUUGAUUAGCAAAAUGGAGGAGUCGUCGAAUAGUGAAGUUGAUUUUAUAUUGGAAUUUUUAAAAAGGAAUAAGUUCUCUAGGGCUGAAGCUGCUUUACGUAGUGAGCUCGGUAAGAAUCCUGAUUUGAAUGUUUUGUUUCAGAAACUUAGUACUAGUGAUAAAGAAUUUGAGACUGAGGGAGAAUUGUUGGAAAUUAAAAAUGGGCCUGCAAGUUCGCAGAGAAGUGUGGGAGUUUCUUGUGAUGAGCUUAUUGUUAAAGAAAUUGAGUAUGGGGCCACUAGAAAUGAAUCUAAUGAGAGUAGGUGGAAAGUUCCUGAAGAACUGAUUAGUAAUGGUGAUGAAUUUUCUAUUGGAAGAAGAGAAAAUAAUUCAGGCUUCUCUGGGAGUUCUGAGAAUAACGUGCUUGAUUCACAUGUGUGGAAGUUGAAUCAUAAAAAUAGUGUUGUGGUUGCUGAUUCUUUGCGUAAUGAAGGAGGUAGUAGUGUGAAGGCAAAACAGACUUCAAGAGAGGGAGACGGUAUCAAUAAUGAGAAAAGUUUUACUUCUUCAUGGCUUGGGAGUACCAGUACAUUCAGCAGUAAUACAAAAGAAAAAGAAAAUGGCUAUUCUAAAGGUGAUGAUUUUGUAGGAAAUCCUUGGUCUAGAAGUGAUGAGUCCACCUUAGACUCGGGCAAAGAAGUAUGGAAAGACUGUUCUGUUAAAACUGUGCUCCAGUUUCCAAAAGCAGAUAUUUCUACUAGUUAUGAUAGUUUAACUGCUGGUAUUGGAGAUGUAAAGGACGUGAAGAGAAAAUCAAAAGAGACAAAUUACGCUCGGGAUGCCAUAAAAGAGCAAGAAGAUGAGGUUGCAAGAGGUAUGUACUUUGGGAAAACACUGGAACCAAAAACUUUUGGUACCUUAGGAAUUAUUCCAUAUAUACCUUCUGAGAAUCAUAGGGAAGAGUUCCCAAGGUUGGCUCCUGUUAAGCUUAAGUCAGAGGAGAAGCCAUUAAAUAUAACAUGGGAAGAAAAGUUCGAGCGUGAUGUACCCAGUUCAAAGAUUAAUAAUGCCGACGCUUUUCUAAUUGGAUCAUUUUUAGAUGUUCCAAUUGGACAACAGACCAACUCUUCAGGUGGGAACAGGCCUGGAGGUGGCAAUUGGUUAUCUGUCAGCCAGGGCAUUUGUGAGGACACAUCUGAUCUUGUUUCUGGUUUUGCAACUAUUGGUGAUGGAUUAAGUGAAACUGUUGACUAUCAUAAUGAAUUUUGGGAUUCUGACGAAUAUGAUGAUGACGAUGAUGUUGGCUACAUGAGACAACCUAUAGAAGAUGAGACCUGGUUUCUGGCUCAUGAGAUUGACUACCCGAGUGAUAAUGAAAAGGGAGCAGGACAGGGGAGUGUUCCAGACCCUCAAGAAAGAUGUUCAAACAAAGAUGAGGAUGAUGAUCAGUCAUUUGCUGAGGGGGAUUCCUAUAUAGCUGGUGAAAAUCUUUUCCAGUCCAGAAAAGACAAUCCACUUGCAUCUUCAGAUGAUCCAAUAGGGCUCUCAGCAACAGAUAUGUACGGGAGGACUAAUGAAAGAAGAUUAACUGCUCAGUAUGAUGGACAGUUGAUUGAUAAGGAAGAGCUGAAUUUAAGGUGUAAUGAACCUGCAUGGCAAGGCUUUGUAGCUGAGACUAAUGAUCUUAUUAUGCUAGGGGACAGGAAAGUUAUAGACGAGUGUGAAAGGCCUCGGCCUGAUGAUAUUUUUAUGGAUGAUGAUCAACAUGAUUCAGUAAGAUCAAUUGGUGUUGGAAUUAAUAGUGAUGUAGCUGAUUUUGGCAGUGAGGUGCGGGAAAGUCUGCUUGGAGGUAGUAGUGAGGGUGAUAUGGAGUACUUUAACGAUCAAGAUGUUGGCGGGUCUAGAUAUUCUCAGCAGGAUCUGGAUAAUAGAUAUAAUGGCAGAUCUAAGAGUGAUAAAAGUAGAAUCAGUAAGCAUGACCCUCACAAGCCUGUAACACGACAUAGCAAAGGUGCUGGCUCAAAGUCAAAAGAUCUCAAAGAUUUGGCAUUUGCCUUCCCCCCACCAAGAAAUGGACCAAUUGUUCAGACAGUCUCUAGUAAAACUUUGUGGUCUAACAAAGGGAAUGCUGAUAAUAAUUUGAUUGGAAGUGAAGACAUGCUUUCUUCAUGGAAGCAAAGAAGCAGUGAUUCAUCACCUGUUAGAAGCUCAUGUGAUGAAGAUGAGGGUAAUGCAGUGGGAUCCACAAAUUCUUCCCCUUCAACAAACUCAAAGUACGGUUAUAUUGAGCGGACUCAUGUCAAAAAAGAGGAUGAAAGACUUCUAGAUGAAAGAUUAGAAGAUCCAGGCGCAUCCUUGGAGGAUGAAGAAGCAGCCGCCGUGCAAGAACAAGUAAAACAGAUAAAGGCCCAGGAAGAAGAAUUUGAAACCUUCAACCUAAAGAUCGUGCACAGGAAAAACAGAACCGGCUUUGAGGAAGAUAAAAAUUUCAAUGUUGUUAUAAAUUCAGUCCUAGCUGGGAGAUAUCAUGUCACAGAGUAUCUUGGGUCUGCUGCAUUUAGCAAAGCCAUUCAAGCACAUGAUCUCCACACUGGUAUGGAUGUCUGUGUAAAGAUUAUAAAGAACAAUAAGGAUUUUUUUGACCAAAGCCUUGAUGAGAUAAAGCUUCUCAAAUUUAUUAACAAGAAUGAUCCGGGCGACAAGUAUCAUAUACUGCGGUUGUAUGAUUACUUCUACUACCGUGAGCAUUUGUUGAUCGUAUGUGAACUUCUGAAGGCAAAUUUGUAUGAGUUUCACAAGUUUAAUAGGGAAUCUGGAGGGGAGGUUUACUUCACAAUGCCAAGAUUGCAGUCUAUCACUAUCCAGUGUUUGGAGGCCCUUCAGUUCUUACACGGCAUCGGUCUUAUACAUUGUGAUCUAAAGCCAGAGAACAUUUUGGUGAAAAGCUACAGUAGAUGUGAGGUGAAAGUUAUUGAUCUAGGAAGUAGUUGCUUUGAAACAGAUCAUCUUUGCUCCUAUGUUCAAUCUAGAUCCUACCGAGCCCCAGAGGUCAUUUUAGGACUACAGUAUGACAAAAAGAUUGAUAUCUGGUCCCUCGGAUGCAUAUUAGCAGAACUUUGUACAGGCAAUGUUCUCUUCCAAAAUGAUUCACCUGCAACAUUGCUUGCUCGGGUUAUUGGAAUUAUAGGACCAAUUGACCAAUACAUGCUUGCCAAAGGACGAGAAACAUACAAAUAUUUCACCAAGAACCACAUGCUCUAUGAACGCAAUCAGGAUUCCAACAGAUUGGAAUACUUGAUUCCCAAGAAGACAUCACUAAGACAUAGAUUACCAAUGGGGGACCAAGGUUUCAUUGAUUUUGUCAACCAUCUACUUGAAGUGAACCCGAAGAAGCGCCCUUCAGCAUCAGAAGCUCUAAAGCAUCCAUGGCUGUCAUACCCUUACGAACCAAUAUCUUCAUAACCCUGUGAGGAAAUUCAUCAGAGUCUAGCAGAAGGUACCCUGUUACUCAAAUUUAGCUUAGAUGCGAGAAAAGGAACUCCGGUUCUAAGCCGCAUUUAAGUUGGCUACAAAUUUGAAUUGGUCUUGCCGAGGCUUUAGCCGUUCCACUCCUCCACAAUGCUUAACAGGCCUUUGCAUUUGUUUGAUGUGAUGUUGUCUGACACUUCCUUCUUUACACACAGUUUUAUGUAAUUUUAUGGUACUACUCUGGAAUAUAAUCCUUCACAUUAGUUGUAUCAUUUAAGUCUUUCUCUUUUUUGCUUUGUCCUCAGUACUGGGAAAUUCGUCAAUCUUGUUGUAUAUUAUGUGUGAUUCUUCUUCUUGCAUUUCAUGAUAGCUGGAAUUUUAAGUGAA
This is a messenger RNA of Daucus carota subsp. sativus, 4054 nucleotides long. RefSeq lists its product as uncharacterized. Lineage: Eukaryota; Viridiplantae; Streptophyta; Magnoliopsida; Apiales; Apiaceae. Gene Ontology annotation, cellular component: cytoplasm. Gene Ontology annotation, molecular function: protein tyrosine kinase activity; protein serine/threonine kinase activity; ATP binding. Bases 233 to 3661 code for a protein of 1142 amino acids. Gene Ontology annotation, biological process: peptidyl-threonine phosphorylation; peptidyl-serine phosphorylation. The transcript is spliced from 8 exons. The record is from RefSeq and is a predicted model, not a curated record.